AUGCGGUGGCAAGCAGAACAGGCAGGGGAUGAACUUGUGGCGUUGGAUGCGGCUUGUGCUUGUGCGGAGGAGGUCGCCAGUGAGGAUCGCACACCCCGCAAUUGGGACCAGGUGAAGUCGGCUACGGGCUUCUUGUGGUGUGGACUGGUACGUCUGCCAAUACGGGAGCUGAGUGUGGCUGGUGCCGACCCGAUGGAUACGGUGGUGGGGGACGACGAGCAUGGCAUGGAGUGGGAUGUGAAUGGCUUCGAAGCCGCGGGAGGGUGUGACGAACGUGCGACCAAGGGUUUUUCCAGAGUAGCUGUGGGGAUGCCAUCCCGAUGGGGGCAAAUCGUUGGAGUGUUGCGCGGGUCCAGCCAAAUUUGGAGUGCCGAGAGCUGGGGUGAGGUGAGCCCAGAUACGGAGGUCAUUGGGACGGUGGGGACAGCUAGCGGGGGGUUGGUGCCAUGGAGUGGCGAUGGCGAGGGCGGGUUUGAAGGCCUCAAGGGAUUUCGUGAGGUGGUCGUGGGCGGGCGAGCCACAGUCGUUGGCAAUCCGGAGGAAUUGAACCAUGACUUUGGAUGGCCGUGUGGUAAACGGAGGAUGCUGCAAGCACCGUCUUGGAUGCCCGGGUAUGAGGUGGAGAUGGCGAGUGCGUCGUCGACGAAGACGAGGCUGGAGAUGGUGCGUGUUUGGGUGCCUUGUGGGUGUUGGUUGGCUGUGAGUGAUAUGGACGGGGUCAGUGUCACCUUGUUGUUGUCGUAUGAGGAUAUCCAUGCAGUAGCCAAUGUGCAUGACCGCCAGUAUGGAGCUCUGACGGAGGCCGAAUUCACGGAUGCCACCGUCGAGCCAUCCAAAGGCUGUGUGGGUGUCAAUCUGGCUGGCUCCAAGAAAAUGGGCCAUGAGUUGGCGAGGAAAGGAGGGCACACCGAGUUUGUGCUGUAG
Messenger RNA from Aphanomyces astaci, 924 nucleotides. RefSeq lists its product as hypothetical. Lineage: Eukaryota; Oomycota; Saprolegniomycetes; Saprolegniales; Verrucalvaceae. The transcript has 8 exons. The coding region runs from base 1 to 924 and encodes 307 amino acids. The record is from RefSeq and is a predicted model, not a curated record.